Molecule: messenger RNA, 690 nt
Organism: Sesamum indicum (sesame)
Lineage: Eukaryota; Viridiplantae; Streptophyta; Magnoliopsida; Lamiales; Pedaliaceae
Product: putative polygalacturonase At3g15720
Biological process (GO): carbohydrate metabolic process
Molecular function (GO): polygalacturonase activity
Source: RefSeq, a predicted model, not a curated record
CAGAAAAACCAUGUCUCCAUCAGCGAGUGUAAUAACUCAACCGUGUCAGGCCUUCACAUGACUGCCCCUCCAAAGAGUCCCAACACUGAUGGCAUCGACAUCAGCUCCUCCACCAAUAUUCAUAUCAGUAACUGCACCAUGGAAACAGGGGAUGAUUGUAUUGCCAUCAACGGGGGCACUUCAUAUGUCACUAUAUCUGAGGUUGUUUGUGGUCCGGGACAUGGGAUAAGUAUUGGGAGUCUUGGGGCAAAAGGGAAAUAUGACGAAGUUGAAGCCAUAAAUGUAAGUAAUUGCACUUUCAACGGAACCACUAAUGGAGUUCGUAUCAAGACAUGGCAGGGAGGUUCUGGUUUUGCCAGAAAUAUCAACUUUUCCGAUAUAAACUUCAUAGCAACUGACCAUCCUGUAAUCAUUGACCAAUUCUACUGUCCUCACAGAAUUUGCUCCAAUCAAACAUCUGGUGUCCAAGUGAGUGAUGUAACAUAUAGUGGACUCCGAGGAACAUCCAUAAGCAAGAAUGCUACGGUCAGCUUCCGAUGCAGCGAAACAGUUCCUUGUACUAAUAUCAUACUUGAUGAUGUCGACAUAAGAUCCUUGGAUCCAAAUAUUUCAACCACUGCUGUCUGUAUAAAUGCUCAUGGUACGGCCCGUGCUACGGCCAGCCCCAUUGUGGAUUGCCUCUUGAACUAG